Messenger RNA from Lagenorhynchus albirostris (white-beaked dolphin), 4354 nucleotides. It is a transcript of the gene RFFL, whose product is annotated as ring finger and FYVE like domain containing E3 ubiquitin protein ligase. The coding region runs from base 782 to 1852 and encodes 356 amino acids. Gene Ontology annotation, biological process: proteasome-mediated ubiquitin-dependent protein catabolic process; negative regulation of extrinsic apoptotic signaling pathway via death domain receptors; protein K48-linked ubiquitination. The transcript has 7 exons. Gene Ontology annotation, cellular component: plasma membrane; cytoplasm. NCBI's taxonomy places the organism in Eukaryota, Metazoa, Chordata, Mammalia, Artiodactyla, Delphinidae. Gene Ontology annotation, molecular function: ubiquitin protein ligase activity. The record is from RefSeq and is a predicted model, not a curated record.
GUGGGAGUCCAUGAAAGAGCUUUAAGUGUUUUUGUCAGGGAAGGAAGAAAGAAUUGUGGAGGAAGAACUGGAGAGAGGCAAGAACUGAAGCUGGGAAACUAGUUAGGAAGCAGUUCUCUGGUCCAAGAAGCUACGAGAGACCCUGGAAAUGCAAUAGUACAGAGUCCCUGCCCUUAUGGAUUUUUAAAUUCUAGUUAGGGAAGGCAGUUAACAAGUAAGCAAGUAACACCAGCUAGUACUAAGUGUUAGGCAUGAAAUUAGAAAGUGACAAUUUAAAGUGAAGGUGAAUGACAAGAAGGAGCCAAGCAUGUGAUAUUCUGGGGAGAAGAGUCCAGGCGGAAGGAACAAACAGCAAAUUCAAAGGGCCUAAGGAGGGAAAUGUGAGUAAUAGAUGAGAGAUGCGAUCUAGACCACUGUCGGGGGCAAGGGAGAUGGAGAUGGGCACUGCCGAAUCUUCAGCUUGAGAAUGGUGUUUUUUUUUUUGUUUGUUUUUUUUGCGGUACGCGGGCCUCUCACUGUUGUGGCCUCUCCCAUUGCAGAGCACAGGCUCCAGACGCGCAGGCUCAGCGGCCAUGGCUCACGGGCCCAGCCACUCCGCAGCAUGUGGGAUCCUCCCAGACGGGGGCACGAACUCGUGUCCCGUGCAUCGGCAGGCGGAGUCUCAACCACUGCGCCACCAGAGAAGCCCAAGAAUGGUGUUUAAAGCCACCUGACUGGGAUCUCCUCGAGAGAGAGAGAGAGUGUGGAUGGAGAGGACGUGGAAGACAGCCUAGAUUUUAUCAUGUGGGCAACCUGCUGCAACUGGUUCUGCCUGGAUGGACAGCCUGAGGAGGCCCCACCACCCCAGGGAGCCAGGACGCAGGCCUAUUCCAACCCUGGGUACAGCUCCUUCCCUUCCCCCACGGGCUCGGAACCAAACUGCAAGGCCUGCGGGGCCCACUUCGCAAGCAUGACCAGGAAGCAGACCUGCUUGGACUGUAAGAAGAAUUUCUGCGUGGCCUGUUCGAGCCAAGUGGGGAGCGGGCCCCGCCUCUGCCUUCUCUGCCAGCGUUUCCGAGCCACAGCCUUUCAGCGGGAGGAGCUCAUGAAGAUGAAGGUGAAGGACCUGAGGGACUAUCUCAGCCUCCAUGACAUCUCUACCGACAUGUGCCGGGAGAAAGAGGAGCUGGUGUUCUUGGUGCUUGGCCAGCAGCCUGUAAUCUCCCAGGAGGGCAGGACUCAUGCCCCCAGCCUGUCCCCGGACUCCCCCGAGCAGCAGGCCUUCCUGACCCAGCCUCACACCAGCACGAUACCUCCUACCUCACCCGGCCUCCCUUCUUCACCCCCAGCCCAGGCUCGGGACCGGCAGCAGGCCAAUGGCCAUGUGUCUCAGGACCAAGAGGAACCCGUCUACCUGGAGAGCACAGCCAGAGCACCUGCUGAGGAUGAGACGCAGUCUGUUGACUCAGAGGACAGCUUCGUCCCAGGCCGGAGGGCCUCUCUGUCUGACCUGACGGACCUGGAGGACAUUGAAGGUCUAACCGUGCGGCAGCUCAAAGAGAUCCUGGCUCGCAACUUCGUCAACUACAAGGGCUGCUGUGAGAAGUGGGAGCUGAUGGAGAGGGUGACGCGGCUGUACAAGGAUCAGAAGGGGCUACAGCACCUGGCGUGUGGUGCUGAAGACCAAAACGGGGGAGCAGUGCCAUCCAGCCUGGAGGAGAACCUGUGUCGGAUCUGCAUGGACUCGCCCAUCGACUGUGUUCUGCUGGAGUGCGGCCACAUGGUCACCUGUACCAAGUGUGGCAAGCGCAUGAACGAGUGUCCCAUCUGCCGGCAGUACGUGAUCCGAGCCGUGCACGUCUUCCGAUCCUGAGGGCUUGUACCAGCUUCUUCAGUGCCUUACAGGGACAUAGCUCGAGGUGUCUGGGCCCACAGUUGGCCAGCUUGCAGGGGGGCAGCCUAACAAGAAAAUCUGCAGUGUUCCCAAGACCAGGGCAAGCAAGAUGCUGUGUCACCUCUGGGCAUGCACAGAUCGCACAGGCAAGUCCCUGUUUCAGCGAUCUUGGGGUGAUGAUGGUAACUAAUGGAGAGAGGACUUUCUGGAAUUUGGACCGUAUCUUCCUCCCUUCCUCUGAGAACCUAAACAGUUUCACCCUUCCUCCUGUAGCCCACCCAUCCCCCUGAACUGCGUGUCUCUGUUCCACCCAUCGGAAGUCCUGGUAGAAAUGGCUCUCUUCUUCCCCAGCACAUCUGGAUUCAUUUCUGGUCCCUCUGGCUUUCUGUGCUUUAACCGACCUUUGCUAAAGUCUCUUGCUACAUUACCUAAAAUCCAUGUGUUUCUUCAGACCAAAAAGAUGUUAGCUUCCCAGACCAAUAGUGAUCCUCCUUAGGACAGAAUUUGGCCCAGUAAACUCAUUUCUGGCGAGAAAUGAAACACAAAUGCUAUGGAAAAAAUUUGAAGUCAUUAAGAGUUGCUUCCUUAAGUGCUGGGAUUGGAAGCUAUCAGUCUCUUGACCUGACCUUGGCAGUCAACAAAGCAUCUGGCUUUCAAACUGCUGGGAAAUUCCAGUCUCUGUGCGCGAGAUGGUGCGUGGAUCAUCUCUGCUGCUUCUCUUGGGGCCUGACUUUGUGCCAUCCUUAAUUUUAGUUUAUGAGAAAAGGGAAAGCAUUGGGUGGAAGCAAUGGCUUUCUGCUUGGCUUUGCCUUGUCCAGCAGCCAGCCUUAAACCACUUUCCCCUGAGCGUGAGAUCCCUCUUUCCCAUGGAGGUUUUAAACAUGGUCUCACUGAAGGAACAGAGAGAGAGCGCCUCACGCUUCUCUAGCUAGACUUCUCAUGAAGCUCCCAGAGACUGAGCAUGUAAGACAGAGCACCUAAGAGGUAUCAGAAGGUACUGAACGAGGCUGGAUUCAGCCCUUGAGCAGACAGCUGGAAGUCUUAGUUCCCCAGGUUGGUGGGGACUCCCUACUCCCAUUUCCUUUCUCAACCUGCUGAUUUAGGGGCAGGUCAGGAAGAAGCAUUCUCUAGGCCCUUUAGGAAGGGCCGUGCAACGAACAGGUGAUGUUCUCGAGCCCUCUUAGUGUCUUUUCACCACUGGAAGAGCUUAAGUUUGCCGGAGAAGCUUAACCAAGCACAAACGUACGUACCGUGUACUAUCAGAAGAGCGGUGUGUGCUGCCGUCACUACUGGGCGAGCUAUGCAAACCCUUGAACACCCGAAGGCCUUGGCAGUCCCCCCACCCCCACCCCAUGCAGCCAAGAUCUCUCAGACUGGAAGAACCAGUCAUGACUUUGAAAGCAGUGGGAAACCUCUAAGAGGACCUGUUUAUUGGUACAGACAUGUUUAAUGCUUUCUGUCAACCACUAAUCUCUUUUGGGGGAGUGAAAUAAUUUUAAAGUGGUUGUCAGCUGAACACUGGACCACUUACCUUGACAUUAUACUGGGUGAUUUGAUUCUGAGCUACAGCCUUUGUAGGAACUGGGGGAGUCAAGAAAUUUCCCUAUAAAGACAUCGUCUUUCAUCUUUCUGCUGGACAGUAAAUACUACAGUUUACAGUGCCUACCAGUUUAACAAAGGAUUCAGCUACUCCUCAAUUCCACUGUGAAACAGGUCUACAUGUAUGCAGCUCAGUUACAACCUAGCAAUAACUUCAGGGCAGAAGCUGGCUGUCUCCCUACUUAAAACUUGCUUUCUCUGCUGAGGCCUUACCUCUCCCUACCUCCCAACUUCCCUCUUAGACAUGAGUUAAUAAUAUCCUGAUGGUUGGUCUGUAACCUCAGUAAGAAUUAGAACUGAUGUCAUUUACUCAUUUUGGAGAAAGAACUUGCCUUGAAGUCUUCUAACCUCUUUUGGUGGUUUCCAUUUACGAAAAAAAGGUGGCAAACACCUCCCCCCACUUUUUUUGUAUCUUCUUUAUUCCUACACCAAGUAAAAGUUGGGAAUUCUAAGAUCCCAUUUCAGUUACUAUCUAACCUAGGUAGAAAACUUGACUUUUAUCCUUGAAUAUUCUCUCCUGCUCCUCAUAGGUCCUUGGUCUUAAUUAUCAUGGAAACAUCUAAUUCUUCCAUUAUUCCAUGGCUUUUGCUGUGACUGUUCUGAGGUUUCAGUUGAGACUUGUUUUAAAAGACAUGGACAGCUGAGUGGUUCAUAAUACAUUGGAAUAGCUGGAUCCAAACUAGUAAGAAUAAGCUGUACAGGAAUUAGUGCUCAAUAUAAAAUGUAUAAAUUUGUUGAAAUCUUUUGGAUGUGAAUGUGUUAUUUCAAGUGGCUUAUGUUAAGAUUUUCUCAGACUUACUUGGGUGUUAAGAGCAAACCCAAAUGUGUAUUUUUUGUUACAGAGCUCUGCUUUAUAACUUUGUAAUAAAGUUUCAGUAUAGA